Drosophila biarmipes is the source of this 1340-nucleotide messenger RNA. RefSeq names its product prophage side tail fiber protein homolog StfR. Lineage: Eukaryota; Metazoa; Arthropoda; Insecta; Diptera; Drosophilidae. The record is from RefSeq and is a predicted model, not a curated record. The coding region runs from base 3 to 1169 and encodes 388 amino acids. The transcript has 3 exons.
ACAUGUUCCCCUCCGAGCCUCAGUCGCAGUCCAGCUCCUUGGCCCACUUCGGCCUGCUCCUGACCCUUGUCCUGGCUUUUGCGGGGGCUCAAGGGAACUACGACUGGUACAGCGACUAUUCGGGCUCCGAGUUGGACUACAUUUUCGCCGAUGUGAACUACGAUGCAGUGUGCCCGCCUGGUGGCUACCCAGUUUGCGCCUCCGAUGGUUAUAGCUACCAUCCAUUUUCGAGCAAGUGCCGCCUGGAUUCGCAGAACUUGAAGUUGCUGUUCGCCGGCAAGAAGGAACUUAUUCAAACUGAUGUGAAGUACUGCUCCUCAUAUCCCGGCCCUUCGUAUGGACCCCCUGCUCCUGCCCAGGGUUACUAUCCCAGGAGCUCGCCCGCCCAGAGCUAUGCCCCCGUUCAGUACUCCUCGUCUUCCGGUCAGAACUCAUAUGCCUAUGCCGCUGCCAGUGGUCCCUAUGGCGCCAAGGCUACAGCCGAGGCUCCGGGUCCGUAUCCUGUGGCUGCUCCCUCCUACUCCGCCCCCGUUGUCUACGCUCCGCCCCCAGCCAAGUAUCCUUCCCGCCCUGCCAAGUACCCCGCCCCAUUCUCAUCCUACCCCGCCUACGCCGCUGUUCUGAGCUAUGCGGGCACCACCAAGGCGCCAACCACCGGAUCGACUGCGUCCUCGGCCACCACAGCUGCCAGAUCCACCACAAAGGCCAGCAGAUAUCCAGCAUACCCCCAGGACCCAACAACCACGGUGGCAACCACUAAGGCGGCAACAACCACGGCGGCGACAACCACAGUGGCAACUACAAAAGCAGCAACAACCACAGUGGCAACCACCAAGGCGGCAACAACCACAGUGGCAACCACAAAGGCGGCUACAACCACAGUGGCAACCACUAAAGCAGCAACCACUGCAGCUGCAACAACCAAGGCGGCAACCACUGCAGCAGCAACAACGAAGGCGGCAACCACUGCAGCAGCAACAACGAAGGCAGCAACCACUGCAGCAGCAACCACUAAAGCAGCAACCACUGCAGCAGCAACAACGAAGGCAGCAACUACUGCAGCAGCAACUACUGCAACAGCAACUACUAAAGCAGCAACCACUGCAGCAGCAACAACCAAGGCGGCAACCACUGUAGCAGCAACAACAGCCAACCCUAAUAACCCCUAAGAAAAAGCAUCGAUCAGCAGCACCACCAAUGAACAACACCCUUGAACGCCUAGCAAAACCACCGAGAAACCACCUGAAGAUAUCAUCCAACGAAAUAUUAAUUUUAGCCACAGCAAUAUGUAGAGUGUUCAAUUUAACCAAAAUAAAACAAUCAGUACAGCAUGUAAACAA